This is a messenger RNA of Cydia splendana, 1822 nucleotides long. Its product is annotated as zinc finger protein Xfin-like. The transcript has 2 exons. Gene Ontology annotation, cellular component: chromosome. Gene Ontology annotation, molecular function: chromatin insulator sequence binding. NCBI's taxonomy places the organism in Eukaryota, Metazoa, Arthropoda, Insecta, Lepidoptera, Tortricidae. Gene Ontology annotation, biological process: regulation of transcription by RNA polymerase II. The coding region runs from base 112 to 1287 and encodes 391 amino acids. The record is from RefSeq and is a predicted model, not a curated record.
UUCACUAGUUUCCGAAACAAAAGCUAGUAUACGUAUUUAUUUAUAAUCCCUACAUAUAAUACGAUAACUGUGCUCAUAUUAUAUGUGGAAACUACGUUAUUUGGUGUUUUAAUGCUAAUACCGAUGUCACUGGAAGGUGAGAAUUUUGAGAUUAAGGUGGAACCUGGUUGGGGGACUGGGGGGGAGCUCGAGGCUGCCCAGGCCAUGUACACGGACCAUGAAACAGAGAAACUGGACCCACAACCCGGCCAAUUAGAUGAGAUAAAGUUUGAGCCUGAUUGGACAAUCGAGGACAGCAAGAUUAACGAGAGUGUUGCGGCGGCCGGACUGUAUGUAGACCACAUUUUCAAGGAGGAGAUUGUGCUGGGCCCUGAGGUGAUAGAGCAGCCUAAACUAUCCUUACCUUACCCAGCACCAUCUGAAUUACCUACAGAAGAAAAAGUUGAUCUGUUUUCAGGAUACUGUGCAGCUUGUAGCCCCACAGUGCCGAUGUGGCCUAAAACCAAUAAAGAAAAGACAUUUUACAAGUGUCAUGCAUGUCGGAAAACAUUUGGCCUAGAAGAUAGUCUAACAAGGCAUAUUUUUGCAGUUCAUGCUAAAAACGAAAUUCCCAAAAUUAAUAAAGUGCACGUUUGCAAGUUUUGUUGCCAAAUGUUUCUAUCUAAAAAUGGUUUGGCGGAACAUUUGAUGGUUCACUUUAAAAGUUCCAGAAACCUAAAGGAAAAUGUUUUUAUUAACAAAAGACGUAAUAUAUUGAGGCGAGACAAAAUUAUUCCGCUUAAAACUUUGACCAGCAACACACCGUCAUACAAUAUCACGCCCCCUGGCAGUAAAUACGUUAAGUUUGAAUGUAAAUGUGAUAAGACAGCAUGCACAGAAGAUAAAGAUUGCUGUUCAUCAAAUAUAAAGCCAUACACGUGUCACGCAUGUCACGUAAGUUUCGUACUAGAAAAGUCCUUUGAUAAACAUAUGUUAGAUACUCAUGCGGCACCUAAAUUUCAAGAAGAACUUACUAUUGUACAAGCUCUACCUGGCUCACGCGGUAAGGCACCAUACAACUGUCAAAAAUGUCAUAAAACAUUUGACUCGGUAGAGAGUCUCACAAGGCAUAGGUUUGCUAUCCACGCAAAACGUGAAACCGGCACACACGAAAUUCAUCAAUUAAGUUUAACCACCAGUAAUAACCCAAUGCGUCCCUGCUAUUUUUGCUAUCAAUGGUUUGAAGAUAGAGAUGAUUUAAUGAAACAUAUGGAAUUUCACAUAGAAUUUGCCAGUGAGAUAAACUGAUUUACAAAAGAUUACAGAGAAAUCAGAAUUGAAUAAACAUAAGUUGGUACACACUAUGUACUACGUAUGAACAGUUCAGUUGAGAACAUAAUUCUAUAUAUAUCACCCUGUAUAUCGGAAUGAAUAUAAAAAAAUGCAUCCCUAUCUCCCUUAGUGAAUGGCUGGACCAAUUUCGCUGAUCCUUUUUUGUGUUGUGUUUGUUUUUGUCAGGAGCAGUUUCUUUUUUUUAAUAGCCUAGUUUAGUGUCUCACUGCUAGCCAAAUGCCCACUUUCCUCCACUCAACCCUAUCGUUGUACUUUCCCGCCAAUCCGGAUAAAAAGCUUAAGUGGGACUGUGGGCUCAGCACGGUUCCAUUUUUAUCGUCUAUCACUAUGCGCGUCCCUUUCGCACUUACAUACUUGUUAGAACGUGACAGGCAUGGUGACAAGGGAUAAAAACGCGACCGUGCUACGCCGCCUGGGCGGGAUAUGUCUGCCGCAUGUACCCUGAAUGGUGGGCCAAAAUGGAGAUGUUUCUUAUGAAAGAAAAAAUAGA